Messenger RNA from Prionailurus viverrinus (fishing cat), 1516 nucleotides. Its product is annotated as coiled-coil domain-containing protein 74B-like. The record is from RefSeq and is a predicted model, not a curated record. Lineage: Eukaryota; Metazoa; Chordata; Mammalia; Carnivora; Felidae. The transcript has 6 exons. Bases 325 to 1221 code for a protein of 298 amino acids.
UUCCAGAAGCGAACUAUUAAAAUAAACAAGCAUAGACAAUUGGACAGUAAGACCUAUGGAAAGGCGGACGAUUAUCUGACCUUAAUUCAGAGGAUGCCUUUCAAAGUCAGGGUGUACGAGCUCAGGCAAACUUGACGCAGGCCCCACCCCCACCAGCAGCGUGGUCUCUCGGGCAUCACAGACGACGCCCCGCCGCACGCCCCGCCCCCCUCGCCCGCGCGCGCCCGUUUCCAUGGCGACGCGGCACCAGGCCGGGGCACUCGAGCCACCAAGUGGGAGUGCAGCGACGGCAGAGGCGGCGGCAGAGGCGGCGGCAGCGGCGACAUGAGGGCGGGGGUGGCGGCGGCCGGGCAGCGGCCCCCCAGCUCGGGGCUCCCGGGCUCCCGGGGCACGUCGCGCCUGCGCCCGCCCGCCAUCCUCCAGGCCGCGCAGCACAGCACGCAGGUUGGGCUCAUCGAGGCGCAGAAGCGGGUCGUGGACCUGGAGAAGAGCCUGCAGUUCCUGCAGCAGCAGCACUCGGAGACACUGGUCAAGCUCCACGAGGAGAUCGAGCACCUCAAGCGGGAGAACAAGGCCAACUCUCAAGGAAAGGCCAGGCCCCGGCCCAGCUUCUCCAAGAAGCAAGACUCAAAAACUGACAUUCCUCCGAAGACGGACCUGGAAGAGAAGACCCCAGCUGCUGCCCUGUUUCACAACAGCAAGCGGGACCAAGCCCCAGGGGUGCAGGGGCAGGCCAAUGCCUGUUCCAGAGAUGAAGAAGUGGAGACGUCCAGUGCAGCAGCCCCCUGGGUGGCAGGCAGCCAGCACAAGGGCAAGCAGCCCCCCGUGAUGAAUCUGCCCCUGCACCUGCGCAAGCCCACCACGCUUCAGCAAUGCGAAGUGGUCAUCCGCCAGCUGUGGAACGCCAACCUCCUGCAGGCCCAAGAGCUGCAGCACCUCAAGGCCCUCCUGGAAGGGAACCUGAGGAGGCCCAAGGCUGCAUCUGAGGAGGCCGGCCCCAGCUCUCCCAAGGACCAGGAGGCCCUUCACCAGGGAGCCAUGCAGCUCCCCAAGGUCCCCACCAAGGGCAUCCCCAAGAAAUGCCUGAUUCUGAGCCCUAUGCCCGUGGCAGAGCGCCCCAUCCUGCCCGCGCUGAAGCAGACCUUGAAGAGUAACUUUGCUGAGCGGCAGAAAAGGCUGCAGGUGGUGCAGCGCCGGCGGCUGCACCGCUCUGUCCUUUGAGGCGGGCGGCACGUGUCGACGUCUGCAUGCCAGGUCAGGGCCAGGCCAAUGCCCUACAGCUGGAGACGCUAACCCUCUCUAGAUAGCACUUCAAAAGAAUUCGACCACGUUUAGGCCGCACGAAAUUCCAGAUAAGCAAAGUUCAUGGCAGAUAAAGUACUUGGUUGCUCUCAGAACCGAGACACUGUUUUCUUGCUCGGUAUUUUGCUAUUCUGCAUUUACACAAAAACACAUUAAAUAAGUAUUACCCUACCUGUUGAAGACUGGAAAUAAAGCUCGUUUCUCCACUUGUGAA